Phytomonas sp. Hart1 is the source of this 615-nucleotide messenger RNA. The record is from the annotation of a GenBank genome assembly. Lineage: Eukaryota; Euglenozoa; Kinetoplastea; Trypanosomatida; Trypanosomatidae.
AUGAGGCGACAUGGGGUUUACGAUCCCUUCCAGAACGCUCGGCCUUCCGAGGCGCUGCUGAAAUCGGUCUACGCCCUGUAUUGGAAGGAGGCCUUCCUGGGGAGCUGCGUGGCGAUCGCGGCGGACCUCGUGAUCUCCGCCGGGCACCACUACAACGUCCUCAAGGACGACGUUGGAGACUUCAGCGUCCUGGUGCGGCCGCAGACUUGGGUGGCAGUCGAGUACGCCGCGAAGAGCAGCGCGCACGACGUCCUGGUGCUCUGGCUCGGCGGGGCGGUGGGGCACUUCACAACGCUUCGGGGGUUUUUGCCCCCACUGCGGGCCCGGGUCUCGACGGUGUGGCUUUCGUUGAAGCCCCCCCACGAGCCGGUGGUCUCACCGGGGGUGGUGGUCGAGAGCGGGGCCGCGGGAUGCCUCGCGCGGGGGACGGUCAGCACGACGGGGUCGAGCGGGGCGCCGGUGGUCGACACCUUCGGGGACUUCGUCGUCGGCCUCCACCUCACCUCCAACACGCGGGACGGGUCGCGGGUCUCCGGGUUUAUCCCCGCGCGGAAGGUGGUCGCGGUGUUGGGCGAAAUGGGCGUCAUCUCGCGGGUGCCCACCAAAUCGUCGUAG